Molecule: messenger RNA, 663 nt
Organism: Dibothriocephalus latus
Lineage: Eukaryota; Metazoa; Platyhelminthes; Cestoda; Diphyllobothriidea; Diphyllobothriidae
Source: the annotation of a GenBank genome assembly
AUGUUGGCGGGCCUUGUCAAUGUGAUGCAAAAAUUGGCGACGGUAAGAGAUGCCAAAUUCCUGUCGCGAAUCCAGAGUGCAAUUGCUAACUCCACCGCCAUGCGGAACUGGCUACAAUCUACUGGCCGAUGGACUGAUAUAAGCGCCUACGCAAAAUCAGAGUUGCUAAAUGAUCGAGUGACCCUAAACUCCGUCAACCUCACCCUUGUCCUCCAUCAGAGAUCACUGAAGCUCUAUGAGUUCAACGUAAAUGUGCGGAGGAUGCUGAACAAGGAACUGGGUAUCCACAAUUUGUUAUUGAAUAAGGCUCAAACUGCGAACGAAGACCAGACAUUGGCGGUAGGUGAGGGUAAGGACGAAGAUGAGUCAUCGGAGAGUGACGAGAUUGAUGAGGCCGUCAUCGAGCAGGCGCUAUCGGAGGACAGUAGUAUGCCCGCGGACAGCACCGCCAUGGAGAAAGAGCUCGAAGGUAUUCAGAGUGCUCUACGGUCGCCGCAGGUGAAGGCGACACUAGAAAAAAUGUCUCAAUCCUCAAAAAACGUCCUCGUGAUGAAGGCGGAUGUGCAACCGAUGGACGGUGGAAUGCUUGCAAUUCUCGUUAAGGUUAGUUCCCAGUGCACUAAAAGCUGCUGUUGUGCCACUCUCCUGUACUCAAUUAUCUGA